AUGGAGGCAAUCAAGAAGAAAAUGCAAGCUAUAAAAAUGGAGAAGGAUGCCGCCAUGGACAAGGCCGAUACUUGCGAAGGACAAGCCAAGGAUGCCAACGCAAGAGCUGAUAAGAUCAACGAAGAAGUUAUGGAAUUGGAAAAGAAAUUAAAUCAAAUCGAAGCUGAUCUGUCGAGAACUAAAAAUGAUUUGGAAACAGCAAACAAAAAUUUGGAAGAGAAAGAAAAACAAUUGGCUGCUACUGAAAGCGAAGUUGCUUCGUUGAAUAGAAAAGUUCAAGAAGUUGAAGAAAAUUUGGAAAAAUCCGAAGAAAGAUCGCAAACGGCUCAAACGAAAUUGGCUGAAGCAUCUCAAGCCGCGGAUGAAUCUUUCCGUAUGUGCAAAGUAUUGGAAAACAGGUCCCAACAAGAUGAGGAAAGGAUGGAUCAACUCAACAAUCAACUUAAAGAAGCUCGUAUGCUUGCCGAAGAUGCCGAUGGAAAAUCCGACGAAGUAUCGAGAAAGCUCGCCUUUGUUGAAGAUGAGCUCGAAGUAGCCGAAGAUAGAGUUAAAUCUGGUGACUUGAAAAUCAUGGAACUCGAAGAAGAAUUGAAAGUCGUCGGUAACAGCUUGAAAUCUUUGGAAGUAUCCGAAGAGAAAGCCAAUCAAAGAGUCGAAGAAUACAAAAGGCAAAUCAAGUCUCUUUCCGUUAAAUUGAAAGAAGCCGAAGCCAGAGCCGAAUACGCUGAGAAAACAGUUAAGAAACUUCAAAAGGAAGUCGACAGGCUGGAAGAUAUAUUGUAUCAAGAAAAGGAAAAAUACAAAUCCGUUUGCGACGAUGUGGAUUCCACCAUUGCCGAACUCACAGCCGGUUAA
Molecule: messenger RNA, 855 nt
Organism: Pediculus humanus corporis (human body louse)
Lineage: Eukaryota; Metazoa; Arthropoda; Insecta; Psocodea; Pediculidae
Product: Tropomyosin-2, putative
Exons: 7
Coding region: 1-855 (284 amino acids)
Biological process (GO): muscle contraction; actin filament organization
Cellular component (GO): actin filament
Molecular function (GO): actin filament binding
Source: RefSeq, a predicted model, not a curated record